Messenger RNA from Colletotrichum chrysophilum, 1035 nucleotides. RefSeq lists its product as uncharacterized. Gene Ontology annotation, molecular function: methyltransferase activity. NCBI's taxonomy places the organism in Eukaryota, Fungi, Ascomycota, Sordariomycetes, Glomerellales, Glomerellaceae. The transcript has 6 exons. The coding region runs from base 1 to 1035 and encodes 344 amino acids. The record is from RefSeq and is a predicted model, not a curated record.
AUGUCUUCGUCUCCUACCCAAGCUCCCGCGACAGCUCCUGCGGCGACCAGCUCGCCACCUGCAGCAAAUGCGGGUACAGGCCCCGACGAAGGGCCUAUUGCGGCUGAUCCUGGUGUUGAAGAGACAGACAACGAGUCCCAGGCCGAAACGAACAGCCUCCGCUCGUCUACUGCGUCUUUGAGUGAAAGCAUCUCAGAAUAUCGCCGCCUCCACGGUCGCACGUACACUCAAAAGACAGAGUACUGGGGGCCAAACGAUGAGAAGCAGAACGAAGGCCUUGAAAUCAAUCACUACUGGAUGACGCUGUUUCUUAAUGACAGGCUCUUCCUCGCGCCUAUUGGCGAUAGUCCACAGCACGUGCUUGACGUUGGCACUGGAACCGGAAUCUGGGCAAUCGACUUUGCAGAUGAGUUCCCGUCAGCGGAGGUCAUUGGCGUCGACAUCUCGCCCAUUCAGCCCUCAUGGGUCCCGCCCAACUGCAAAUUCCAGAUCGACGACAUUGAACAGGAAUGGACCUUCCCUGCUGACUUCUUCGACUUCGUCCAUAUCCGCAACCUUGAAGGCAGUGUGUCCGACUGGCCAAGACUCUACAGAGAAGCCCUUCAUUCUAUGAAGCCCGGCGGCUACAUUGAAGUCAAAGAGUUCGACAUCGAAGUGCGGUCGCAGGUCCAGGAAAUGGACGAGAGUCACCCCUAUAAGGCCUGGGCCAAGAAUAUCUGCGCCGCUUGCGACAAGCUUGGAAAGACUGGUAAGCAAUGCGUUGAUCCUGGCAUUGCGCACAACCUGCGGGAAGCUGGCUUCGUCGACAUUGUCGAGAAGAAGUGGCCGAUUCCUAUCGGGUCUUGGCCGAACGAUCCGCUCCUCAAGGAAGUAGGUACCGGCUUCUUGGAGUAUCUUGAUCAGUCCCUUGAAGGGUUCGGCACCUUCCUCCUGAAGGAGAUCAUGGGCUGGGAACAUGCGGAAGCCAUCGUCUUCAUUGCCGAGAAGCGUAAGGCGCUGAAGGAUGCGAACUUACAGCCAACCAUUGACCUGUGA